This is a messenger RNA of Blepharisma stoltei, 1638 nucleotides long. NCBI's taxonomy places the organism in Eukaryota, Ciliophora, Heterotrichea, Heterotrichida, Blepharismidae. The record is from the annotation of a GenBank genome assembly.
AUGCCGGCUCAGAGGACUUGCAUUGCUCGAGAUUGCUUGAACGAACCCAGAUUCACAUGCAGCUGCAGCCCAGAAGUUGAAAUAUGCUUAAAGCAUAUAUAUUGGCAUUUGCAAGGUUCUAAUAUUCCAAUAAAGCUUCACUCGUUCACAGAAUUAGAAAAUUCUAAAACUCCUCUAAAAGUAAUAGCUGUUGAAUUCUUGGGGAGCUAUAAAGCAGAUCUCAAAAAACUUAAGGAGCUGUAUUUCAUUAGUGAGAGUGCUAAAGUAAACAUAAUUAAAUCGAAAUUAAAGGAAUUUCAGGAAAGGCUGAAUAGAGAAGUCGAUUCUGUAGAGUCUUUUAGAAAAAGGAUUAUUAAUGCUGAUGAAUUGUGAUUAGAAAAAUCACCAACAUUAAUGAUAAGAAAGCUGGCCAAAAAGGUGAAUAAGGAUCUUUUCAUGCAAUGUGAUGGUCCUAUAUUAAGCAUUGAAAAAAACUUUUCUGCUAGUUGACAGAGUCAGCAAAUAAGAAAGGCAAGAAAAUACAAUUCUUUUUCAUUAGAGCAUUGCCCAAUGAUAAGCAUCCAGAGUCAAACAAGAAAACACAAUUAUCUUCCAAAGCAACCUCGAAAUAUUGCUAUUUCAAUUGCAAUCAUUUUAUUAUCAAUCAUUUACUUAAAUAUAAACUCCACUCCAGAAAGAAGUUUGAAAAUUUCAAGUUCUCCAGAAGAAGUUUCAAUCAUUUUUGAUCACACUAAAGAGCAAAUUGCAAGCCUAUCAAUAAAUCCGCAAAAUGAUUUAAUCGUCAAAGAAAUUUUCGAGAGCUUGAAGGUAAUCAAUGAUUUUUUUUCACGAGAGUCAAGGAAUUUUGAUAACUCUACUUUGUGUCACUCUGAAUGCUUAUCUAUAUCUCAAGAGCAUAAAUUUUAUUAUCGGAAGUUCUACAAUUCAUAUACCUAUGGCGUCUGGAAUAUUGUGUAUAAAGGUAAUGGGAUUUAUAUUUUUGAUAUUAAAGAAGGAGAAAAGGAUUAUUUUGGAGUAAGCUUUUUUGAAAAUGGAGAAAAAUAUGUUGGAUAUUUUACUUCAGGGGAUAAAGAAAACACUUUAGGGCUUUACUUUUGAAACAAUGAUAAAUGAUAUUUUGGCAAUUGAAAUAAUGGAUACGCACAUGGGAAUGGGUUUUAUUAUAAUAAAAAUGAGACUUAUCAAGGAGAAAUUAAAUGAAAUGAAAUUAAAGGCAAAGCUCAAAGAAAGUGGUCAAAUGGUUCAGCGAUUGACGGGACAAUAAUAUCUGGCUGGUGAACUGGAAAUGGCAUUAUAUACUUCGCAAAUGGCGAUACUUACCAAGGACCAUUUAAAGAUGGUAUGGCCGAAGGCAAUGGAAAAUAUAUAUGAAAUUUAACUAAAAUUAUCUAUGAGGGGUCAUUUAGCAAAGGCUUGAGAAAAGAAGAAAAUAAAUGAUAUAGAAAUUGCAAUGGUAAAAUGAUAAUCGGUAAGCAAGUUUUAGGAAGCAAUGUGAAAAUAGAAUUUAAUAGCAGCAAUGAAGAGUGCAAAUACAGUGCUAUCUUGGAAGAUGCUGGAAAAGCUAUAAUUAUGAAUAUAGAUAUAACUGAGCUGUCUUUUAAUAAAAAUAGACCAAUCGUUAGAAACAGACCUAACUAA